This is a messenger RNA of Chaetura pelagica (chimney swift), 495 nucleotides long. Its product is annotated as E3 ubiquitin-protein ligase RING2-B. Gene Ontology annotation, cellular component: PcG protein complex; ubiquitin ligase complex. Gene Ontology annotation, molecular function: chromatin binding; ubiquitin protein ligase activity. The transcript is spliced from 3 exons. The record is from RefSeq and is a predicted model, not a curated record. The annotation marks the transcript as partial. Gene Ontology annotation, biological process: negative regulation of DNA-templated transcription. Lineage: Eukaryota; Metazoa; Chordata; Aves; Apodiformes; Apodidae.
GAGGCCAUCAUGGACGGGACGGAGAUCGCGGUGUCCCCGCGCAGCCUGCACAGCGAGCUGAUGUGCCCCAUCUGCCUGGACAUGCUGAAGAACACCAUGACCACCAAGGAGUGUCUGCACCGCUUCUGCUCCGACUGCAUCGUCACCGCCCUGCGCAGCGGGAACAAGGAGUGUCCCACCUGCAGGAAGAAGUUGGUCUCCAAGAGGUCCCUUCGCCCCGACCCCAACUUUGAUGCUUUGAUCUCCAAGAUCUACCCGAGCAGGGACGAGUACGAGGCCCAUCAGGACAGGGUCCUGGCCAAGCUCAGCAGGCUCCACAACCAGCAGGCCCUGAGCUCCAGCAUCGAGGAGGGACUCAAGAUGCAGGCCAUGCACAGGGCCCAGCGGGUGCGGAAGCUGCACCAGGAGUCGGACAACGCCACCUUCAGCGGGGGGGAGGACAACUGUGACAGCAGGUCCCACCUCAGCACCACCUCAGCCCCCGGGCCCCCCGAG